Molecule: messenger RNA, 177 nt
Organism: Nezara viridula (southern green stink bug)
Lineage: Eukaryota; Metazoa; Arthropoda; Insecta; Hemiptera; Pentatomidae
Source: the annotation of a GenBank genome assembly
UCAGAGGAGAUGAGAUGGUUGAGAGACUAUAGUUCUCCCACCAGCCGCAGCAAAGCCUGAACUAGAUGCGAUGAGAAACUUUUUGCGAUUGAAGAAAAAUUUAAUCGCCGAAAUGAUGUGUACGCACAAAGCUAUAAAGAAGCCAAUGAAGUCAUUAGAAGAGUGAAAAGAGGUCAU